CAAGGGCAAUAUGUUUAGUUUUAUGACGUUGCAAGAGUUUUUGAAAAAAUGUGGUCAAAAGACGUUCAUCGCGGCGAUCGCAGUUAUUCUAGGUGGCAUAUACAUGGGGAAGAAGAAGGCAGCGACGAGAAGGCGAUUGGUGAUGUUUCGUGAUAGCGCGUUGGACAGGCGGCAAGAUUCCGCGGAUGUGAAAAUGGCGCUCGCAGAGAAACUCCAUACAGUCGACGAGGCUGUGUUAUUCAAACGUUCAAAGAUCAUUGAAAUGUCACUGAGUGAACUGAGUAAAGCUUUGAAAUCUGGUUCUUUAUCUGCAGUAGAAGUUUUACAUGCAUAUCAAGCCAAGGCAUUAGAAUGUACCAGUCAGAUUAACUGUGUAACUGAACCAAUAAAUGAAGCAGAGGAAUGGGCAAAAGAACUUGAUGCAAAUGGAGACAAAAGUGGAAUUCUUUAUGGUAUACCAGUCAGUGUCAAAGAGUGUGUGUAUCUUAAGGGAUAUGACAGUCAUUUUGGUAUAUCCAAAUACAUUGGUAAAAUAUGUACUGAAGAUCAUGUCAUAGUUCGAGUGUUAAAAAAGGAAGGAGCCAUACCAUUUAUGAGAACCAAUGUACCACAAACUAUGCUUAGUUUUAGUUGUAGUAACCCAGUAUAUGGAGAGACAUUGAAUCCACACGAUUGUGAACGAUGUCCCGGUGGUUCUUCUGGAGGUGAAGGUGCUCUAAUUGGUAUGCAUGGAUCACAGAUUGGAAUUGGUUCCGACAUAGCUGGAAGCGUACGUGUCCCGGCACACUUUUGUGGCAUUUGUUCCCUGAAACCAACAAAAAACAGGAUAAGUGAACAAGGAGAACCGUCAGUUAUUGGUGGUCAAAAAGGUCUAUCUGGACUCAAUGGUGUAAUGGCUCGUGAUGUUGAUGGUGUGGUUUUAACAAUGAAAGCUUUGUUAACAUCUGAGAUGUUCAGACUUGACAGUAGUCUUCCUCCUAUUCCGUUCAAUGCAAAGAAAUUUUCAGAUCAAAAGGUUAUGAGAGUUGGUUACUAUGACGAUGAUGGUUACUUCACCCCUGUUCCUGCAUGUAGACGUGCUGUGUCUGUGGCUGUAGAGGCUCUCAAAUCAAGAGGACAUACGUUAAUUCCCUUCAACAUCCCAUUGCUUAGUGGUGAUAAUAAUGAUGAAGAGGAUGAUACAGCUGGAAAUCAUGUAUUUGAACUUUUGCAUGCAGACGGAAACAAAGCCUGGCUCUCUCACCUAGAGGGAGAAGCAGUUGAUAAACACUUGUCAACACAGUUACGAUACUCCAUUCACCCAUCAUUUAGUAGAAGAUUACGCCGGCCUUUCAUGUCUAGACGAAUGUUAAAUUAUUAUGAGGCAUGCUGCAGUGGAGAUAAAAGUACUUCUCAGAUAUGGUCUGAUUACAAGAAACUUACUGAAUAUUUCUCUAAGUUUGUGAGUGCAUGGAAGGAUGCUAAUAUUGAUGUACUUAUUGGUCCUGGAUUUGGUAUAACUGCAUGUUCUAAUAAAUAUGCAGCAAAACUUUUUUGUCUAGCUGGUACAACUGCAAUCUACAAUAUACUAGAUAUCCCAGCAGGCACUGUUCCUGUUACCCAGGUAACACAAGAAGAUGAAGAUAACUUAGCAACCAGGUUUGAAGUUAAAGAUGAAUGGGACAGACUGGCUAAGGAGGCAUGUACUGGAUCUGUGGGAAUCCCCGUUGGAGUGCAGUGUAUCGCUUUAAAAUGGCAAGAAGAACUUUGUUUAAAACUAAUGAAGGAAGUGGAAGAAGGUGUCAAAGCAAUCAAUAACAAAACUGUGACCACUGGAUACAGUGUGUGUGCACCAAUUACCACAAAGACUGUCACCACUGGAUACAGUGUGUGUGCACCAAUUACCACAAAGACUGUCACCACUGGAUACAUUGGGUGUGCACCAAUUACCACUAAGACUACUACCACUGGAUGCAGUGUGUGUGCACCAAUUACCACAAAGACUGUCACCACUGGAUACAGUGGGUGUGCACCAAUUACCACAAAGACUACUACCACUGGAUACAGUGGGUGUGCACCAAUUACUACAAAGACUACUACUACUGGAUACAGUAGGUGUAAACCAAUUACCACGAAGACUACUACCACUGGAUACAGUGGGUGUGCACCAAUUACCACUAAGACUACUGCCACUGGAUACAGUGGGUGUGCACCAAUUACCACUAAGACUACUUACUACCACUGGAUGCAGUGUGUCUGUGCCAAUUAUCACAAACUGCCACCACUGGAUAGAGUGAGUGUGCACCAAUUACCACUAAGACUACCACCACUGGAUACAGUGUGUGUGCACCAAUUACCACAAAGACUGUCACCACUGGAUACAUUGGGUGUGCACCAAUUACCACUAAGACUACUACUACUGGAUACAGUGUGUGUGCACCAAUUACCGCAAAGACUACUACCACUGGAUACAGUGGGUGUGCACCAAUUACCACUAAGACUACUACCACUGGAUGCAGUGUGUCUGUGCCAAUUAUCACAAACACUGCCACCACUGGAUACAGUGGGUGUGCACCAAUUACCACUAAGACUACUACCACUGGAUACAGUGGGUGUAAACCAAUUACCACUAAGACUACUACCACUGGAUGCAGUGUGUCUGUGCCAAUUAUCACAAACACUGCCACCACUGGAUACAGUGGGUGUGCACCAAUUACCACUAAGACUACUACCACUGGAUACAGUGGGUGUAAACCAAUUACCUCAAAGACUGCCACCACUGGAUACAGUGUGUGUGCACCAAUUACCACAAACACUGCCACCAAUAUUGAACAGUAGCUUUCUUUUCAUUUGA
This is a messenger RNA of Saccoglossus kowalevskii, 2833 nucleotides long. Its product is annotated as vitamin D3 hydroxylase-associated protein-like. Gene Ontology annotation, molecular function: fatty acid amide hydrolase activity; amidase activity. Lineage: Eukaryota; Metazoa; Hemichordata; Enteropneusta; Harrimaniidae. The record is from RefSeq and is a predicted model, not a curated record. Gene Ontology annotation, biological process: fatty acid catabolic process.